Molecule: messenger RNA, 930 nt
Organism: Mesorhabditis spiculigera
Lineage: Eukaryota; Metazoa; Nematoda; Chromadorea; Rhabditida; Rhabditidae
Source: the annotation of a GenBank genome assembly
AUGCUGCUCUACCUCUUCGCCGCGUUCGCGAUAUGCGCGGCCAAAAAGGAGGCGCACUUUAAGAAUCUUUUAAAGACGAACAACCUUACUCGUGUGGAGGUCUCCCGCGUACCAGUUGUUUUAUGGCAUGGAAUGGGCGAUAGUUGCUGUAAUCCAUUAUCAAUGGGUUCUGUGAAGAAACUGAUCGAAGAGCGACUCCCCGGAGUUUAUGUCAAGAGCCUCAUGCUUGGUGGGAAUGUGGCUACGGACAUGGAGCACGGCUUUAUUGGGAAUAUGAACGACUUGGUGUUGGAGGCGUGUGCAAAGAUACGGCUUGAUCCCCAGCUUCAGGGAGGUUAUCACGCGAUGGGCUUUUCGCAGGGCGGGCUUUUUGUUCGUGCACUUGCUGAACGCUGCCCAGAUCCUCCUGUGAAAAAUCUGGUUUCUAUCGGCGGACCCCACCAGGGCAUUUACGGCUUCCCGUACUGCAUCGGACCAACGGCAAUCUGUGAUAGUGUCCGUCAUCUGUUGGAAUAUGGCGCUUACACCGCCUUCGUCCAAAAUCACGUUGUCCAAGCGCAAUACUGGCAUGAUCCAUUGAACAAUGAGGAAUACAAAUCAAGAAAUAUCUUCCUCUCUGAUUUGAAUAACGAAAAGGUGGUAAACCCGGAAUAUAAGGCAAAUAUGCUGAAGUUGAAGCAGUUUUUGCUUGUUAUUUUUAGUCGCGAUGAAAUGGUGGUGCCCCGGGAAAGCACGUGGUUCGGUUUCUACAAGCCAGGCGAUUUACAUACGAUUCUGCCGAUGAAUCAGACCUCACUAUACCUUGAGGACCGCAUCGGAUUGCGCAAACUACACGAGAGCGGUCGGCUGCACUUCUUGGAGGUGGACGGCAAUCACCUGCAGAUCCCGCGCGACACCCUCGUCAAGGAGGUCAUUGACAAAUACCUGGCA